AUGUCGAAGAGGACUUUCAUCCCAAAAUGGAAUCCGUAUCCAAAAUCCCGACCGAUAUCAGUCAAAAAUCGUGGUCGUCCUCGCGACGAUGAGAUCCGUUCAAGAAGACAAGCUCCAGUAGAGACGAAAGACAGCGGGGAGAUUCGUUGGUUUGGAGAUCCGUCACAAACGAAGCCACCUCCUCGAAUCACUGGAGGCAGAGUGACUCAACGGGUUGGAUUAUUUCGGAACGCUAAACAAUCUCAAAUAGUCGUCAACGAGAUCUCAUCUGCUGUGAGGAAAAAGACGAAUAAACAGAUCGGACGUCUGGUUGCUCCUGAUAAGGACGUUCCUUGUUCAAAUGGCACCUACGCUGACGAUUCAGCCUUCGAUGUCCCAUACGGACCGAACGAUGGAUUUCGUGAGACCAGAUGCAAUUCACACAAUGAUGAUGUAGACGAUCAUGGCAGAGUAAGGCAGAAAAAGAAAGAAAAGUCGCCUAACAGAUUAAGCUGUGACAACGACUACGGCUUCCGGCAAAACAGUAAACGGAAGGUAAAAAGUGUUGCGAAUAAACAUCUCCAUGAUGAGAUUGCUUGGAAACAUGACUAUAAUGCUGCUCGUGCGCCGUCCAAAAGUUCCAAAUGGAGGGUUCGUGCGGAGCCGAAUGAUUCGAGCGAUGUUGACGAACUCAACUCAUCCUACGAAGCUGCUAGAUCGCCAGUACUCGGGGUGAAGCUUCAUCCGUUUUCUUUUGAUAUAGAACCAAGAAACAUGCCUUCGCUCUCCGGCGUUGCUGCACGCGUUCUGUCGGCUUUGCCAACCCUCUAUCUUCGAGACGAUCAUCACGAAACCUACGAUAGCUUAGCUCUACGUUUAGUCGGAGAAUGUAUCAAAAAUAGGGAAUCGAAUCAAGGAACAGCUCCUAAUGUUUUUCGCUCAUUCCUGGAUAGUACUAGUAGAAUUGUGGCUGAAGAAAAUUCCUCUCAACCUGAUGAUGAUGGUUGCGAGGAUAUCUUUCGAGAUGACUCUCCUACAGAAAAGCUUUUCAAUCAGACUGUGGCCGAAUGGAAUGCAGAUAAAAGCUUAGCCUCUCCGCUACGAACUAACAAGAAUGCCACAUAUGCUUCAUCGAUGAUGACACCCUCAUCUAUGAAUUCGUCGAUAAAUCAUUUGGGAGGGCCGCCCUUUUCUUUCGAUGAAAAAUGGGAAUUUUCUCCACCUGCUACAGAGCAGGAUAACUUCCCGUUUUCAAGAGACUCAUCUCGCGCAAGUUCGCACAGUAGUGAUGAAUCAGUGGACGUCGACGUUAAUGAAACAUUCGAAUGGACAAUACCACCCGCAAAGAGUGACAUAUUCGACUUGAUAAAUGACAAGUAA
Messenger RNA from Haemonchus placei, 1359 nucleotides. The record is from the annotation of a GenBank genome assembly. Lineage: Eukaryota; Metazoa; Nematoda; Chromadorea; Rhabditida; Trichostrongylidae.